AUACAUUGUCCUUCACAAUUGCUGCCUAAAGAUUCUUAUUCCACCCCAAACAGCUAUUACACACAGAAAAACAUAACUCUCCCUCGAAAUCUUCACUCAAACAACAAGACAAAGCAUUCAAAAAUCUAUUUAUAAGGUCUGACCUUUUGAGGAUUCUGGGAGAUAAACGUUCUAAUUCAAAACACCUGUGUUAUUUAACCUAUCAAGACGGACAUACUGCACGUGAGGGGAAAACUAAGGUCACGUGACACGCGCAAUUACAAACUUUGAAUCUGGCCAGAAGAUUAUCACCAUUUCAACUCCGAUCAGCAGACUGACAAAAAAAUAAGAAAUGUGAACCACAUUUAAAGAUGAGCACAAGGGCUGAGAAUUUACAAGGCUCCAUGAAAGGUGUCCAUGGUGUCAUGGACAACAUUGAAGCACAAGACCACAAAGUCUCUCAGUCUUCCAUUCUCUACUUCCAGCUGGAAGCUUCAAAGUUGGCACUACCUGCCAAAGUGCUACACUAUGCAAAGUCAGAUGAAGUAAAGGUUCCAGAUGAAACCCCUGAACAAAGGCAGUCCCCUCCUACUACGCUUUGUCCCCCUCAGUUCCUUGGUGGUAAGAGUGGAGAGGGCAACUCACAGCCCAGCUUCUCGGGCUUGUUCUCCGUUCUGCAUACCUGUCAGGGCAGCAGUCCCUGGGAGGUGAUGAGUCUGAUCAACCAGCAGUGUGAGAAACUACUUCACUCAGGGAAGGCAGAUGAAGUGGAGGAGGAUUUCACAGCUCUGGCAACUGAUUCCCCUUCAAAGGGCUUCUUGUAUCCUAGCAGCAAUAGUAACCAUGCAGAGUCUGAGUGCAGAGAAAAUUCCACUUCACACACUUUAAAUGAAAUUAGGGAGACGUACAGCAUUGUAUCUGAUAGAGGGGAAACUGGCAUUGUUGAUGAAGAGGUCCAUGUUGCUCAGAUCAUAACCAUACCAGACUGUGCAAUAAAAUCACCUCAGGUAACCAAUGAUGGAAGAGAAGAUGGGCAAUUGAAUUUAACAGAUCACAAUUACAGCUUUUCAGUAAGCACAGAAUGCAGGAUGCAGAUCCCUCACCAGGAAGAACCCAUGGCAUUGCUGUGCUCAGAGGUAAAAGUAGUAGUUUCACCUUGCACAGAGAGUCCCCCACAGUCAGAUCAGAGGCCUACCUCAGACUGCCAAGUGGACCACAAACUUUCCCACAGUCUGUCCAGAAAGGGCGAUGAACUUGAUCCAAGCCCCAGGUCUGUGAUGGAGCCCGGCCCGGCUCGAGCAGAAGAGGGGGGUUUCAAACAGAGUUUUGGCUUCGCCCUAGACUGCAAUAACAACAUCAAGCCGCUCAGCCCUUCGCAGAUGAUGACGCCUCCCACAGGGCGUGAGCACACAGGGCCGGGGAUUUCCAGCGCAACACUGGAGCUCGGCUUACCCGCAGGGCAGCCUGGGCCGCGCCAUAACAGUCUACAUGACCAAGGAGUGGGGGAGCGCGCCGAGGCCCAGACGGGGAAGGCCCAGACCCCGGCCCCGGCGCAGACGGCCCCCCAGCCAAACCAGUGGCAGAGCAGGACGCCCAGGAAGCAGGCCCAUCCCUCCCGCAGCGCAGACCCACGCAACCCAAACCUCCAGGGGGUGAUCUUCAGUAUGAACACUGAGCUGGAUGACAGCAACAACCAGUGUCGCCUACUCAUAACCUCAAACUAUAGGAAAGAGCUGCGCAAGAGAGCCUGCAGGCGGAGGUGCCGAGCGCUACGUCUGCCCAAGGAGGCCAGCAGCUCGGAGGAGGAGAGCGAGCCCUGCAGCCGCUCCACAGAGUCUAAGACGUGUGCGUCAUGCUGCACUAGGAAGACGCCUCUGUGGAGGGAUGCGGAGGACGGAACACCUCUCUGCAACGCCUGUGGGAUCAGGUAUAAGAAGUACCGUGUGCGCUGUACGAAUUGCUGGCACAUCCCCAGGAAGGAUGGCAAAUCCAGGUCCAAGUGCUUCAAGUGUGGAGACGUGCUGCGGCUGACCUCCCAUCACAAGCGGGCCGGCUGGUAGGGCAUCGCCUUAGCCCAGUGUCGGGCACCUUUUGACUGUGGUACCCUGCCCUCCUUACCACUGAUCUCUCCAGACCCGGAUACGUGUAAAUCAACAUGGCGCCUACCUCAGUUCUCUCCAGUUCCACCUAUCGAACCUAUCAGCAGUGAAGGGAAAGCAGAAGGAGAGAAUACUGUUUGAAAGUAAGAGAUGUAAGGCAGGUUGGCCUGUCAGCACAAACUCUCAAAUCUCAUUUGACAACUGCACACUCCACACUGGGCCUAGGAUCACCCUGGCUGAAAUUGGAUCACUCAUACUCAUAUACACACACACACACACACACACACACACACACAUACACACACACACACACACGUGUAUGCACUCAUGUGCGCAGCCUCACACACACUUUUCAGGAAUGAACUUGGACUGAGUAUUUUGUGCAAUGCUGUUCCCUAUUUUAUGCUUGAUCGAACAUACACUGGUGGCUACAUGUAUCAGAAGACUAUUCCUCAGAGUUUGGAGAGUACUCUCAUAUGGGUGCUCUGUGAUUGCAAACAGAUGGCUCAAAAAUACAGAGCCUCUAAUGGUAUGUUAAGUUAUUUUUUAUAUUUGUUGUCAUGGAGUUUGUUUGGUUAAAUUCCGUUUGUUUUGCUUGUUUUUGGAUUAACAUUAACAAUGUUUGUUUUGUUAUUAACUUAAAUGAAUAUGAAUAGAUUGAAUAGAAGAUAUGAAUCCUGUGGUAAUGCACCCACAUUUGUAGGAUUGUGAAUUAAAUUAUAUUUGAAAGAUACAAACUCUGAGAGUUUGUGUAGGCUUCUGUCUCAGUGGAUAUGGUCGCGCCCCGGUAAUUGGACACCCCAUUUCAUAUCAUCCAUGUUAAUAAUGGACACCUAUAGUGUACGCUAUACAUCUUUUAGCCACAUGGUGGCUUUGCCUAUUUGUAGACUAAAAUGUUUUCAGCGCCGCUAUGUUUGGCAUUCAUAGUCUAGACACAAAUUAUAUACAAAUAUAUAUACUAUAUAUUUUAUGAUUUGAGUAGUCUAGCGGAUUUUUCCUUUUUUUUAUUUAACAGGGUGCAGGCCAACUGUUCAUAAUUAUUUUGCCAGCCAGAAAUGAUUUAUUUUUUUUAUUCAGAAAAUUCAUGCUUAAAAAUAUAUACUUUUGGAUGAUUUCCAAGAGAAAACUAAAUAAAAAAUGUUGAUGACAUUUUAAGAAUCAUUAAUACUAUAUUGCCAAAGCCUUAUGUCUAUAUUGAGAGGCUUGAAUUCAGACAAAAGU
Messenger RNA from Clupea harengus (Atlantic herring), 3299 nucleotides. It is a transcript of the gene zglp1, whose product is annotated as zinc finger GATA like protein 1. Gene Ontology annotation, cellular component: nucleus. Gene Ontology annotation, biological process: oocyte development; spermatogenesis; regulation of transcription by RNA polymerase II. The record is from RefSeq and is a predicted model, not a curated record. NCBI's taxonomy places the organism in Eukaryota, Metazoa, Chordata, Actinopteri, Clupeiformes, Clupeidae. Gene Ontology annotation, molecular function: zinc ion binding; sequence-specific DNA binding.